AUGAGCAGAUCCCGCUUUGUGCUGGAGACGGAUGAUGGCCUUGCGGAGGAUCCGAACGCAGCCACGAAGGGGACAGCUGGGGCGGAGCAUGGCCUGCCCCCCUUGGAGACCCCUUUCCAGAAGGAAGCCCCUCCCUCCCCCCAGAUCCGGGUGAAUCUGAAUUACUGGCCAGGACUCGUCCCACCGGAUGAUCCAAAUUGCUUCGACAACAAGCGCAUUUUCCAAGCCGUAGUUGCGGGAGACCCGGAACAGCUGAAUGGCCUGACCGAUUAUCUGCGGAGAAUGUCCACCUUUCUCACCGACACUCAAUUUAGAGAUGGGAAGAAGGGGAAGACCUGUUUGAUGAAGGCCUUGCUCCAUUUGAAAGAUGGACAGAACCCCACUAUCCCUUUGCUCCUGGAGAUAGACAAGGAGACAGAGAACCCCAGGUCUUUGGUCAACACCGCUUGCACUGACAGCUACUACGAGGGCCAAACAGCGCUCCACAUCGCCAUUGAGAAGAGGAACCUUGCUCUUGUGAAGCUCCUGGUGGAGAACGGGGCUCGUGUCCAUGCCGCGGCUUCUGGUCUUUUGUUCCAGAAGGACCACAAAAAGGCUCGCUUUUAUUUCGGUGAACUUCCUCUCUCCUUGGCUGCUUGUACCAACCAGCCAGAAGUGGUCAUGUACCUUCUGAAUAACCCUCACCAGAAGGCCAGGCUGACCGAGCAGGAUUCCAUGGGCAACACCGUCCUCCAUGCGCUGGUGAUGGUGGCCAAUGACACGGAGAAGAACACUGAGCUCGUGGUCAACAUGUACGAUAUGAUCCUGAUGAAAGGCGCCGAGAUUGACCCUUCCCGCAAAUUGGAAGAGAUUAAAAACAAGGAACAGCUGACUCCUUUAACGCUGGCCGUCAAGACCGGGAAAGUCGAGAUCCUUAAGCACAUAUUCCAGCGAGAAAUGAAGGACCCCAAGUUCCAGCAUCUUUCACGCAAGUUCACCGAGUGGCGCUAUGGUCCCAUCCAAAUGUCCCUCUACGAUUUGACCUCCAUCGACAGCGAAGAUGAGAACUCAGUGCUGGAGAUCCUGGCCUACAACAGCAACAUUCCAAAUCGGCACAAAAUGGUGGCCCUGGAACCCCUGAACAUGCUGUUUCGUUACAAGUGGGAAUCCUUCGUUAGAAAAAGGUUUUUCUUCAGCUUAUUCCUCUAUGGGACUUUCAUGACGAUCUUCACAGUCACUGCUUAUCACCACCCGCCAAAGCAUGAGGUCGAAGUAAACAUGCUGCUGGGGAACUGGUCGGACAGCAUCCCCUUUCAAAGGGAUCUGUCAGACCUCCCAGCCAAUCAGAUUAUUCCCUCUGCUCCCGCUGGAACAGAGGACCUUGGUGGAAACCUCUUGCUGCCUGACAGCACGGGGGAGUAUCUAACACACCAAGGGUCUUCACUUCUGGAGGAGACCAUUGUCUCUGAAAGGUUUACUAAAGGACAGCUGGUUCAGCAUAUUCCUAUCAUCUUGGAGGAUCUAUUGCAUUUCCUGUUGAUUUAUAUGGUCCUCCUAGUGGGUUUUUACAACAGGUUCACCAUCGGCAUGGGCGACCUGGAGUACAAGGAGAACUUGAAGCACAGCUAUGUCGCGUGCUGUUGGUCCUCCUCUUUGUCGUCUUGA
Messenger RNA from Thamnophis elegans (Western terrestrial garter snake), 1644 nucleotides. RefSeq names its product transient receptor potential cation channel subfamily V member 2-like. Gene Ontology annotation, biological process: calcium ion import across plasma membrane. Gene Ontology annotation, molecular function: calcium channel activity; protein binding. The transcript is spliced from 11 exons. NCBI's taxonomy places the organism in Eukaryota, Metazoa, Chordata, Lepidosauria, Squamata, Natricidae. The coding region runs from base 1 to 1644 and encodes 547 amino acids. Gene Ontology annotation, cellular component: membrane. The record is from RefSeq and is a predicted model, not a curated record.